AUGUCCCAGGAAGACUCCAAGGUGCACAUCGACGCCGCCAACACGGCAAACUACAUCGACAAGGCGCGCGCGCGGGUCUUGACCGAGAACUUCGCCCACAGCCUCCGCCACCUCUACGGCAUCGGGGCCGCGGGCCACUCCAAGGACGUGGUCGUGGGCUUUUCGUCGCUGCAGAUCUUGCUGCCCAUUGCCUUCUACGGCACCAUCGCCGCCGGGGGCAUCUUUUCGUGCGCGAGCCACGCCUUCACCGUCUCGGAGCUGGCCCGCCAGAUCAAGCAGGGCGAGGCAAAGCUGGUGAUAUGCAGCCCCGACCUCGCCGCGGUCGCCAUCGACGCCGCGAAGGCCUGCGGCUUGGGCCUCGACCGCGUGCUCAUCCUCGACUCGACCUACCGUGCGUGGAGCCUGAAGUCGGCCGACGGCAAGGUCGACUGCUGGACGGACAAGCGCCUCACGUGGAAACGCAUCACCGACCCCCAGGAGCUCGAGGACAGCAUCAUCAACUUGCUCUACUCGUCCGGCACCACCGGUGUUCCCAAAGCUGUGAUGCUCUCGCACAAGAUGAUGGUGUCCCAGAUCGUCAUCUCUUCUCAGGUGGCCCGAGAAUGGGCCAUUCCGCGCAUCCAGGCGGGCGAGCUGACCCCCUCACCACUCCGAACCAUCGCCCAUCUUCCAGCGGCCCAUAUCGCCGGGGUGGCCGGGUAUUUCGUCUCUCCACUCUACGCUGGCGGGGAGUGUUACUGGAUGCGUAAGUACGAGUGGAAGAAGUUCAUCGAGUACAACAGACAGCACCGGAUCACGGCCUUUUUCACGGUGCCCGCCAUCUGGGCGCGCAUCGCCAAAUCGCCCGACGUUACCGAUCACUUUGACUCUCUGGAAAGCGGCCUGGGCGGUGCAGCGCCGAUGGAUGCGGAUCUCUGCAACGCCGCUGGCCAGCGGACAGGGAUCCAGAUGGGAGGAACCUACGGCAUGAGCGAGACGACUGGGUCCGUAUGCACUCUUCCUCGAGGAACGUCCGACAAUACCGGCAGCGUUGGGGUGAUGCAUCCAAACACGACGUUCAGACUGGUCGAUGAUGAGGGCAAUGAUGUGCCCGAGGGGCAACCCGGCGAGCUGUGGGUGAAAGGCCCUAUGGUUACAAAGGGCUACUACAGAAAUCCCGAGGCUACGAAGGCGGCCUUUGUCGACGGCUGGUACUGCACAGGAGAUAUUCUUCAGCAGCGAAGCAAUGGACUGUGGUACGUCACGGACAGAAAGAAGGAGUUGAUCAAGUACAAGGGUAUCCAAGUGGCACCCGCUGAGAUCGAGGGCCUGUUGAUCUCGCAUCCGUUGAUCGAAGAUGCGGCUGUAAUCGGCGUGCCGGGCGAAGGGACAGAAGUCCCUCGUGCCUACGUGGUGGCGGAUAAGAACAAGAUUUCUGAGGCAGAGAUCAAGGAGUUUGUCAAGAGCAGGACGGCGCCGUACAAACAACUGCGAGGUGGUGUCGUGUAUCUGGAUCAGAUCCCUCGGAACGCGGUCGGCAAGAUUUUGCGGAAGGACUUGAGAGACAUGGCGAAGACUGAGUUUCGACCCAAACUAUAG
Cladophialophora immunda is the source of this 1578-nucleotide messenger RNA. RefSeq lists its product as uncharacterized. Gene Ontology annotation, molecular function: CoA-ligase activity. Bases 1 to 1578 code for a protein of 525 amino acids. NCBI's taxonomy places the organism in Eukaryota, Fungi, Ascomycota, Eurotiomycetes, Chaetothyriales, Herpotrichiellaceae. The transcript is spliced from 2 exons. Gene Ontology annotation, biological process: secondary metabolic process. The record is from RefSeq and is a predicted model, not a curated record.